Messenger RNA from Durio zibethinus, 1051 nucleotides. RefSeq names its product agamous-like MADS-box protein MADS2. Gene Ontology annotation, cellular component: nucleus. The record is from RefSeq and is a predicted model, not a curated record. Gene Ontology annotation, molecular function: DNA-binding transcription factor activity; protein dimerization activity; RNA polymerase II transcription regulatory region sequence-specific DNA binding. Gene Ontology annotation, biological process: positive regulation of transcription by RNA polymerase II. Lineage: Eukaryota; Viridiplantae; Streptophyta; Magnoliopsida; Malvales; Malvaceae.
UCCAUAAAAAUCUCUCCUUUUCUUUCUUGGCAUUAACUCUCUUUUAUCCCUUCUAGUACACUAAAGAAGGUGAACCCACAAAAAGUUGUCUCAACUCUUAGCUAAGACUAGAAAGAAAGGGUGAAGAGAGGAGAGAAAAAGCAAAAUGGGGAGAGGGAGAGUUGAGUUGAAGAGAAUAGAAAACAAAAUCAACAGGCAGGUUACAUUUGCAAAGAGAAGAAAUGGGUUGCUCAAGAAAGCCUAUGAGCUCUCAGUUCUCUGUGAUGCUGAGGUUGCUCUUAUCAUUUUCUCUAACCGUGGCAAGCUCUAUGAGUUUUGUAGCAGCUCUAGCAUGAUGAAAACACUUGAAAAAUACCAGAAGUGCAGUUUUAAUGCACCGGACAACAGCCGAUCAAUCAGUGAGACACAGAGCAAUUAUCAGGAAUAUUUGAAGCUAAAAGCAAGAGUUGAGGUCCUACAACGAUCUCAGAGAAACCUUCUUGGUGAAGACUUGGGUCCAUUGGACUCAAAGGAGCUUGAGCAGCUGGAAAAUCAACUGGAGACAUCCUUGAAGCAAAUAAGAACAACAAAGACUCAGGCCAUGCUUGAUCAGCUCGGUGAUCUUCAAAACAGGGAACAAAUGCUAGUUGAAGCCAACAAAUCCUUGGGAAGGAAGUUGGAGGAAUUGAGCGCACAAGUUCCACUUCGUCUAGCAUGGGAAAUUGGAGGGACAAACGCUCCAUACAAUCAACUCCCAGCUCAAUCAGAGGGAUUUUUCCAGCCUCUAGGGGGCAAUUCCUCUUUGCAAAUUGGAUAUAAUCCUGUUGUUUCAGAUGAAAUGAAUGUUGUAGGGCAUAACCAAAAUGUCAGUGGAUUCUUUCCUGGAUGGAUGCUCUGAUUUUAAAACCCUCACAUAUCAGUUUGGUGAUUUACUGGUAGAAACAUUGACCAGCUAUUGCUACUUUUAUUUUUCCUUCUGUGGCUGCUUUUAUCUGUUUUUAUGCAACUUGUAAUUAUUAUGUUUUUAUGAAAGACCAUAAACAUAUAUAUGAUUCUAAGUUGUAAUGACAUA